GAUGACCCCCCCCCUCUCUCUCUCUCUCCCCUCCUCUCCUCCGCCCAUUUCCUCCUCCUCUCGCCUGCGAUCCGGCCGCGUCCCCCGCCGACGAGAGAGCCCCGCCACGCGAGGUCGUGAAGCAGGAGGAGGAGAAGAGAGAGAGGAGGAGAUCGCCGAUCUCGGUAGGGAAGGAGCGGAGAUGGGGCUCACGUUCACUAAGCUGUUCAGCCGCCUCUUCGCCAAGAAGGAGAUGAGGAUCCUCAUGGUCGGUCUCGAUGCGGCCGGUAAAACCACCAUCCUCUACAAGCUCAAGCUCGGCGAGAUCGUCACCACUAUCCCCACCAUCGGUUUUAAUGUUGAAACCGUCGAAUACAAGAACAUUAGCUUCACCGUUUGGGAUGUCGGUGGCCAGGACAAGAUCAGGCCCCUGUGGAGGCACUAUUUCCAGAACACCCAGGGCCUCAUUUUUGUCGUGGACAGCAAUGACAGAGAGCGUGUUGUUGAAGCCAGAGAUGAGCUCCACCGUAUGCUGAAUGAGGAUGAGCUACGUGAUGCUGUCCUGCUGGUGUUUGCCAACAAACAAGAUCUUCCUAAUGCCAUGAACGCUGCUGAGAUCACAGACAAGCUUGGCCUGCACUCCUUGCGCCAGCGGCACUGGUACAUCCAGAGCACAUGUGCUACCUCUGGUGAGGGGUUGUACGAGGGACUUGACUGGCUUUCCAACAACAUAGCCAACAAGGCUUGAAGCAUCUUGGCGGGGCUUUAAUCAAAGGGAGAUAUGGCGGAUAUCCCGAGUGAACUCUGCCCUUUUUACGUAUCAAACUAUAUAGUCAUGACAGAUAAUGUGGAUGUUUUGGAGCUCUUUUGGUCCCUAAGGAGCUAGCUAUCAGAUUGUUUUUCGUGGGGUGUUAAAAAUCGUGCGUGUUUCAGUUUGGCUUUUCUCCAAAGGCUUACGGUGCCUGACCUCUGUACCUCUGUACUUGGCCACAGAUGUUGUAGUAUUGACCUUGUCUUUGGCAUAGCGUAUUGUUACCGUAUCCAUCCUGUUCUGUGCA
Molecule: messenger RNA, 1037 nt
Organism: Oryza brachyantha (malo sina)
Lineage: Eukaryota; Viridiplantae; Streptophyta; Magnoliopsida; Poales; Poaceae
Product: ADP-ribosylation factor 2
Exons: 7
Coding region: 2-727 (241 amino acids)
Biological process (GO): intracellular protein transport; vesicle-mediated transport
Cellular component (GO): cytoplasm
Molecular function (GO): GTP binding; GTPase activity
Source: RefSeq, a predicted model, not a curated record